AUGUCGUCGCCCGUUGUUCCAACACUCUUGCCAAAACACUCGAAAAAACGACGUGCCGGAGACGCACCAAAUCGGGAACCUACUCUCCAAAAACUCGGGAAAUAUUCGGUAAGCUUUGGGUUCAACUAUUCCAAUUUCCCGGGAAAUCUUAAUACCGCAAUUUUCCGGGAAAUAGCACUGGUUUUUUUUCCAGGAAGCCGAUCCGCCGAGCAGCAGCAGCAGCAAUGACCAAGCCAUCAAUGCCGUUCUAGGUUUUCAAGAGAAAAUGAAGACAAUUAUCCAAAAUCAGAAGAAGAUCAAAGAAUCGGUCCAAUCUGCAACUCCAAUAUCAAAUGACCUGGUCGAAAGUCCCGGAUUGUUGAGGCUCAAACUUUCAACACUCAACGUGGCUGAAGAAUGGAUCGAUGAUGAUGGUGAUGCGAAGUUUGCCGCGAAGGUUAUUGAGAGGUUGAUGUUGUCGGUUGUUUUGGAUUUGGUCAAAGUGCAGCACAUCGAAUCGUUGAGGGGGGACACACCUAGCAAAUUGGGGCGUGUUCUGGCGCGUCUCGUUUGGUCCGAUCUUAACGAGACAUCGGUACGAGAUGUUGACCAAUUCGUCAAAGAGUUUUUAUUCAAGUACUCGGCAACCAACGACGAUGUGCACGGAUCACUUAUGAAUUUUUCCUCAUUUGUCCUCCCCAAAGCCAAGAAAACUGGGACAGUUUUGGGCGAUGUAACAUAUGCUGGAUAUCUUAAGGAUUCCCAACUUAUGAUUGAAGCACUUUUCCCAGGAUGGAAGAUUGGGGGAGCUCGGAUGGGCUAUGAGACUUCAUUGAUCCUCAAGAGUUCAUUUGCUUUGUGUGCCAACAAUUAUAAAGGAGAGCUAGGGGGAACAAAAAAGGUGCAUAAACGUUCAAUGACGUCUAACGAUGCGCUAAUUUUGAUGAUGCAAAAUUCGUCGGCAAAUCGCAUAAUGUGGGACGACAAACGUAAGACGAGCUUUGGACUCAUUCUUCUGAUGUGUUUGACCGGUAUUAGAAGUGGAAGUGUUCUGGACAGUAAGUUCAUUAUCUCCUUAUCUUUUAGGACACCGAACCAUUUUUUUCCAGACAGGAAGAAAUUGACGAAAGUUGCCAGAUAUGACGAAGAAGCGGAAAGGAAAAGAAGAUCGGUGUGCAUCGAUUCUUCGAAAUUCAACGUAAUGUGGGAUGGUGACGAAGUUCAUGUGUGUGUUAAAAUAUCGUAUUCGAAGACAAUAAGUUAUUGUUCCGAAGAUGCCCGGAGUUUAUUAAACGAGAAUCCGAAGUGCUCGAAAUGUGAGUUUUGCUCUGCUUGACGCUAACGGUCCAUAAAACCAACACAUUUGCAGUUCGCCUGAUAUUUUCCUCUUUGCAAAUCGUUGCCAACGUGAAAUUUACCGUGGGAAGAUGCCGGCCAAGUUGGUGGGAUUGGUUGCUUUCGGUGUCGAACAGGUUUUAGGUGUUAGUCCAUCGCAAUAUUCAUCACGAAGCAUGCGCAAAGGUUAUGCAUCCUCGUAUCUUAUGCACAACCUUCGAAACCGGUCAACCACAGAUAUAAUCACUCGGAAGGAAGUGUUCGAUGUUUUGACAACCUGCAAAAACUGGAGCGGUUCAAGUUGCGGAAAGUAUGUCAAGGACGUUGUCAAAGUCGUUGAGGAGGAGUGUUCGGAUGUGCAAUCGGUUGGAGCACUGAGAGCGGCUUUUGAGAAGGCUCGACCAGCUGGGUGUGGAACAAGUGAAGCGAGACAAUUUCGUAUUAACUGGAAGAAGUUUUUGGACGGAACCAACAGCACUUUGGGAGUGAAAGAAAUCGUAGAGGAACAAGAAGAGGAGUUUGUAUGUUGAGUUGUUGUUGUUGGUUUUUGUGAAAUAAAAUUGGCUUCUAUUGUAAAGCUUUGUGGUUUUGUGUCCGUCCCUAUAUCGCAGUAGAAAACAUAUUCCGUAGCCAUUUCACGGUUAACACCGGCGAAAAUCUUCCUGUUCAGUGCCAAUUCUUCCCAACCAGGGUCUACACCAGAAAAGUGACUGUUGAGAAGGCGAAAAUGAGAGUGGUCGAGAUCAGGAUGGGUGCGAUUGUUGAUAGAGGAAGUGUGAAGGUGAAAAACCCGGAUUUGUUGAUUGGAACUAUUGACGUUGCAUCUGCAAUAAUCAAUGCGUUCCCCGAUUACCGUCAUGUGUGUUCUCUGCAAAGUGAGUUGAUUUUUUGUGUUCCCACAAACAGUCAUACAAAGUUACGUCGUGUUGCAGGUCUCAAGAACGACGUAGCCGGACUGGUGUUUUGUAAGAAGGCUGAAGUCAACAAAUAUCAAUGCAUCAAAAUGCAACAUUGGCUCCCAACAACCUUUUGCAAAGAAUUGACAAAAAUUUCAAGUUGUAUGUCGAAGUAGUUGCAGGGGGUGAAUCGAAAAAUUUGGUCGUUGAAAAUCUGGUCGAUGACGAAGUGAUGCAUGAUGAACUUGAUACUGUUGAUGCUCGAAAAAUUAUAAGAGUAAGUCCACAGAAAUUUUAUCAUAAAAAAUCACAUAUUUUGUUCCAGGGGUUCUCCGAAUAAACAUAAUAUGUAGUUAAUAACUAAGUACAUAAUAUGUUUCUAAAGUCUUUUUUUUUUAUUUUCAUUAUUUUGGCAAUUAAAUUGCCAUUGAAAAAUCCAAUUUUGGAAAAUUUAAUAUUUAUUCAUGAAAAUCAAUUCAGAUGUGGACACAAAACAGUCAAAAAGCAAGAAUUUGUCAAUAUUGCGGAGCUCACAAAACCCCAAAGAAUAUGACAAAGGUCACAAAAAACCAAUAUCAGUUGAAAAAAUGGAUCGAUAUUCUUCUACCAAAUUUUGCCAAAAAUAUCAAAAAUAAAGUAAUGCCAGUUCUAAUUUGUAGAACACAUUUUGAUAAUUUGGAUAACUCUUGAACUCUUUAACCGAUAGAGCAAGCAGGAUUCAGGAGAUCCUACUCAACAAUAGAUCACAUUUCAACAAUCCAAAGAAUUCUCGAAGCGAGCCGUGAACAUCAGAUUCCACUAGUUUUGGUAUUUGUAGAUUACCACAAAGCGUCGAACCAACAUAUGUCCAUAUUUUUAGCCUCUAUUCCACGAUUUUUUGCGACUUCAGCUGAAGUCGCAAGCGCCAGUUUUCAAGAAAAAAAUAAUCGAUAGGGUACUGUAGUUCUCUUGAAUUCUGUGCAAACACACAUUGCGUACGGUUGGCAUUGCAUUUGAAAUGACGCGCACUUAUUUUUAUUUUUUCUUUUCUUCGGUGUUUGAUUGUGAGGCUUUUUUGUUCGAAAGUUGAUGUUUUUCUCAGUUUUAGCGUAAUGAAAAAUAGUCUGACAACUUUCAGUUUAUAGAACGUGAUUUUGGGCUGAAAUAUUAUUAAUUUCCCAAUUUGUUUUUUACAGUUGUAAAUACUUACGAAAUUCCCAACACCUCUUCACAAUUCCCUCCAAACUACAAUGGAUUGAUAGCUGGAAGCGCGUGUAGUCAAGAGGUAAAUUUUCGUGGUUUUUUUUGGAAUCAUAGUACAAAUCAAUUUCAGUACACCCUUUGCUUAAAUGGAAUUCAACAAGCAGCUGUUUGCCAAAAAGGUUUUGUAUUCUAUGAGAAUGCAUGUGUUACUAUUGAAAACUCGCCUGAAUCAGACAAAGUGAAGAGUAAAUGGAAAAUGGUUAUCAAUCGCAGUCACCAAUACAAAAUAAAGUGGAAGCUGAAGAUUUUGGUUUGUUAUUUUGAUUGUGAAUUUACAAAAGUUCAAUUCAAUUAUUGUUAUUUUAUAGAUCGAAAGAAGACGGAACAUAUCAGAACGAUUGGAGCAAUGUUGUAUUCUUCAAAUAUUCGAAUGGACAGACUUCCAAUGUUUUGUCCAUCAAUUUUAGUUGAUCUUGCUGAAUAA
Messenger RNA from Caenorhabditis angaria, 3876 nucleotides. NCBI's taxonomy places the organism in Eukaryota, Metazoa, Nematoda, Chromadorea, Rhabditida, Rhabditidae. The record is from the annotation of a GenBank genome assembly.